Ornithodoros turicata is the source of this 6418-nucleotide messenger RNA. RefSeq names its product kinase D-interacting substrate of 220 kDa B-like (gene Arms). The coding region runs from base 70 to 5466 and encodes 1798 amino acids. The transcript has 28 exons. Gene Ontology annotation, molecular function: PDZ domain binding; protein kinase regulator activity. NCBI's taxonomy places the organism in Eukaryota, Metazoa, Arthropoda, Arachnida, Ixodida, Argasidae. The record is from RefSeq and is a predicted model, not a curated record.
GGAAACCAGCAUCGUGUUGUUUGUGUAAUCCCCUGUGUGGCUACAAUCAUUUUGAAAGUAUUUGUACUCAUGUUUUCCAAUGGGCAGACAUGCGCCUCAUCUGUACUCGGAACCGCUGGAGCUAUUACAUUGUCUUCCCGGAGGCUUCACAUCAGUCUGGAGCAUGGCGUUGUAGAUGACCUGCGUGGCUUCAACGUUCCGGGUACAAUGUCGACUGCCUUUACGUGCACUGUGGCGUUCAUAAACGCUGGCGAUGUACAGUCUCUUCGGAGCUCUUUAGAUUCUAAAUUAGUGAGCCCAGACGAAAAGGACGAGAAUGGACAGACACUCUUGAUGAUAGCUGCACAAUGUGGUCAGCUUCCUAUAGUGGAGGAGCUAAUCAGACAAGGUUGCGACAUCCACCUUGAAGAUUUGGACAACUGGACUGCCUUGCUAAAUGCAGCUAAGGAAGGCUACACAGAUAUAGUUGCAGAGCUUGUGAUGCAUAAGGCCGACAUUGAACACAGGGAUAUGGGAGGAUGGACAGCACUGAUGUGGGCCAGUUACAAGGGCCACGGAGAGACAGUGAAGUUCCUCCUGGAGCAAGGAGCCUUUCCUAACGUGCAUGACCUUAAUCACAUGUCCUGCCUGAUUUGGGCAGCAGGACGCGGUUACGAGGAUAUAGCAGCAGACCUACUCAGUUACGGAGCCAAAGUUAACUCAAGUGACAAGUAUGGAACAUCUCCCUUAGUUUGGGCUGCUCGCAAGGGGUACAAAGGCAUUUGUGAGAUGCUGUUGGAUGCAGGUGCCAAUGUUGACACAGCUGGCAUGUAUUCUUGGACGCCACUCAUUGUAGCCGCUAAAGGGGAUUAUGCUGAUAUAGUGAGCAUGCUGCUGGAAUACAAGCCUAAUGUGAAUGCUGUUGAUGCGGAUGGCUAUACUGCUUUGGCUAUAGCGUGCAAGGAAGGCUAUACUGACAUUGCUGUAUCAUUGCUCAAUGCUGGAGCCUAUGUCAACAUGCAAGACCGGAGUGGUGAUACCAAUUUGAUUCAUGCGGCCAAAGCAGGAAACUUUUCUAUUGUAGAUGUGUUGCUAAAGAAGUACGCAGACGUCGACAUUCAAGGAACGGAUCGUAAAACUGCUCUGUACUGGGCUGUAGAAAAAGGCUAUGUGGACAUCGUUCGGCUCAUACUGAGUGCCAAUCCAAACAUUGAAUUAGCAACAAAGGAUGGUGACACAGCUCUUAUGAAGGCAACUCGCAACCGCAUCACAGAAAUUGUUCAGGCAUUGGUUGACAAAAAAGCAAAAGUCUCAGCAGCUGAUAAGAGAGGGGACACUGCUUUGCACAUUGCAAUGCGUGCUCGAAGCAAAGGAAUUGUUGAAAUCCUGCUACGCAAUCCCAAGAACAGCCGGCUGCUAUACCGCCCCAACAAGAGCAAUGAAACACCAUACAAUAUAGACACCAGUCACCAGAAGAGCAUCUUGGCACAAAUUUUUGGGGCCAGGCGUUUGAACACAAAUGAAGACAGUGAGAACAUGUUGGGCUAUGACUUGUACAGUAGUGCCUUGGCAGACAUCCUGAGUGAGCCGUCUCUCUCCAUGCCCAUCUCAGUGGGGCUGUAUGCACGAUGGGGAAGUGGAAAAUCAUUUCUCCUGGGUAAGCUGGAAGAGGACAUGCGCAGCUUUGCUGUGCAGUGGAUUGAGCAAACAUUUUCCUUUUCGUGGGUGCUCUUUUGUCUUGUGACGUUCUGCUCCUGUAUGUUGGGGUACAUUUUCUUCAUGGUGUCAACAAACUGGUUGGUUGGGCUCCCUCUCGGUGUUGGAGCCUUCAUGUUCACCUAUUGUACUCUCUAUGUUAUUCGCUACGGGAGCGUGCACCAUGACUGGAACUGGGCAUACAAGUUCUGCGUCCACCUGGAGGGUAUGCUGGGAAAUCUCAAGACAUUACUCCAGGUCGCCUUCUGUCAUCCGCCAUCCAUAGCAAAAGAUUUUGGUUGUACUGUGCGCUUUGUUUUCACACACCAAAAUAAGGUGAGUAGCUCUGGUGCUGGUGACGCCUCGAUUGCCUUUGUGAUCAUGGCACUUCAUACUGCUCUGGAGGAUGAAUUUGGUUUCUUUACAACUCGGUUCUACAGGGCUUUCCAACCGAAGCCAGUGGGGUCGUCCAGCUGGACAUGGCGACGCAUGUGCUGUUUGCCUUGCUUUGUGGUUUUCCUGGUAACCCUCGUCUGCCUGCUUGCGGCCAUUUCAUUGGCAACGCUCACAAACGCAUUAGAAAGCCCAAAGUCAGGGAAGGAAAACCCACUGCAGCCAGUGCUCAUCACCUUAACAAGCGUGGUUGGUGUUGCACUACUGACCAACGUUUACACCUGGGUUAAAGUGGCUCUGGCCCUGUUCAUGUCAAAUCACCGACGGAUUCGUGGUACACUGAUGCACGUGGAAGCCUCUCCUGGUGGCUAUUUGGAAGCACUUAAGGGAGAAGUCGAGCUUAUUAGUGGCAUGGUCCACUGUCUGGAUGCCUUUGUUCGCAAACAGACACGCCUUGUGCUAAUUGUAGACGGCCUUGACAGUUGUGAGCAGGAUAAAGUCCUCAAAGUUCUAGAUGCUGUUUAUGUACUGUUCUCUGACCCUGGCCAACCAUUUGUGACAAUUUUGGCACUUGAUCCCCAUAUCAUCAUCAAAGCAAUAGAAGCCAACUUGCACCGUGCCUUCCACAAUACAACAGUGCGUGGGUAUGAUUAUCUGCGCAAUAUAGUGCACUUGCCUUUCUACCUUCAGAAUAGUGGCCUGCGCAAAGUACGUGCUGCCCAACAGGCAGCCGUUGGCCUGAAGCGUAGUGGCUCACACUGGUGCGAAGAGAAGGAAGUUGAGAAGACACAGGCCUUUAUACCACCUCAAGACCGACUUCCGCCAGGAAACCGACGUGUUUCAAGUUCAAGCAUGUCCAUACCAGAAUCGUUUCGAAAACCUCAACAGCGAAAGGGCAACCAAAAGCUAAAAGCGAGCGACAGCGUGGCUUCUAGUAUGAGCAACCUUCAUCGAGGGGUCACAGGAGCUCAGGACCUGACCAAAGUGCUUCUCACUGAUGACUACUUCAGUGACAUCAAUCCACGUUCCAUGCGCCGUCUUAUGAAUAUUGUUUAUGUUACAGGUCGCCUUCUAAAGGCGUUUAACAUUGACUUCAACUGGUACCAUCUGGCAUCGUGGGUAAACAUCACAGAGCAAUGGCCUUUCCACACUUCCUGGAUCAUAUUGCACUAUGAAACCCAUGAGAAUGACAUCGAAGAUACAGCUUCAUUGAAGUCUAUUUUUGAGAAAAUCAAAAAUAAAAUCCCAAUGUCCAAGGAACUUCAAGCACUUUAUGAUGUGGAUCAUGAUGUGCGAAAAUUUGAAGUAUUCCUAAGCUUCCACUCAUCAUCCCUUUUAAUCAGCGACCUCAAGAUAUUUGUCCCAUUCACAAUCAAUUUGGAUCCCUACAUCCGCAGAGCCAUUCAAGAAAAGCACCAAGCUCAACUUGAAGCUGAGAAGAGUGCACAGAAGGUUGGUUCUGGCACGUUUGGACCUCCUACCCCAGCACCAAUGACAGCUAUCCUUCCUACAUCUCCUUGGACACCUCUAAAACCAGAAGUGCUGUAUCCUCCAGCACCAUCUACACCUGUUCCUCCGCCAGCAGUUAUGGAUGCCUUUCAGCAGUCUUACCAGCCUGUCUGGUGGUCCCCAGGAACUGUGUCAGCCAUGCCUGUGCCUGCCAUGGUUCCCAAAGUCAAAGUCUGGAAUGAACCCUUCACUGACCAGCUUCACACCCUCUCUGUGGACGGUGUGCAACGCCUACUAGCAGGCCUGGAGGGCAUUGACAAGGCUCAAGUGCCUGCAUACCAGAAAACUUUGGCGCAACAUAACAUACAUGGACAGGUGUUGCUCACAUGCAACAUCACGGAGCUACGUAGUGUUCUAAAUAUGAGCUUUGGUGAUUGGGAGCUUUUUAAAAUGGCAGUGCUGGCCCUAAGAGAGCAAGAAUAUCAGCAUAUGCAGAACAGUGCACCAUGCAGUGCACAAGCACCAAAUGAUGAGCCUCCAGUACCUUUCACAAGAGAUCGUGGCCAUUCGUUUUCAAGCAGCAUAUCCUGUGAGUAUCUCGAAACAAAGCCAAAGGAGAAGAAUGUUGUAGUGGAUAGUACAGACAAGGGUAUGGAAAAAAGUGCUGUGCAUUCACAAGCAUCCACUCGUAGAGGAAACACCUGCAAUACUUCAAUCGAAAAACAAGUGACUAUGGAGGAGAGUCUUAUUGUGGGUGCCUUGGAAACUCUAAGUGAGGAAGCAAUGGAAGACACUAUAGAAGAGAGCAUGGUGCCUCAUCCUGGGUUCCCUCACUCCCAGGCCUUAAGCCCUAUUUUGUCUGAUCCUGGGGAACAGGAGGAUGGUACUGGAGGUGGCUCAGGACAUAAGCGGGAACCAGAAGUAGACUUUGUUUAUCUGAAGAUGCUCCAUGGUUCACCAGGUCACAAAUACAGUUUUGCACCACUUUCUGCAUCUGUGCCUGAACACGAAUGGGGCGUCCAAGGAUCCAUCCCACCUGUCUACUAUGGUUCUGAACUAAUGCCUGAUCCGUACCUAAACUCAAACUUUGCUGCCGGAGUGUCUGCCCCACCCUCCAUAGCUUCAAGUCCCAAUGCACCCCCAGCACAUUCCUUUGCUACCAUAGAUUCCACCAAUCUGAGAUCAAGAACUAAACAAAAUGAAACUGUGGUAACGCACAACCAACCGGAAAAGGACGCAACCAAAGAGGCCAAGACGAGUGGAUUGCUCGACCACUGGAAGGGUAGCCAUAAAAAGAGCGAGGCCGUGGCCGAACGUCACGGGCUUGACAGUUUAAACCCAGCAAAUGAACGGAGUGUGGAUGAGAGCACGCCACUCAUCGAGAGGCCGCGAGUGUUGCCGCAGGCAUCAAUGUCUGUGCAUUCCAGAGAUGCAGAAGACUUGUCACGCAGAGAAAGGGAGUUCAUCCACCCCAUCAAACCUCGGGAAGGGAAAAGGUCGAAUUUUGAGCGCCAGUUCUCUGUGGACGAGAGAUCUGACACCGAGCUGGAACCUCUGGCAACACGAGCUGGAUCAGACGAGAAGCUGUCUUCCUCCUCGAUGGGAUCGUUGCAUGGUGAGAAGGCAGCUAGAGUGGACGUUACACAGACACCACAUACAACCGCCAAGGUGGUAUUGCCACAAGAAGGUCCAUCACCAAACGUGGAGCAGACACCAGAAGCUGAAGUGGCUGGCCCAUCACGCAGUUCAUCCUUUAAGCUGCCACCACUCAUAAGUAGGACAUUCCUCCAGAAGUCAACCCAAAAUAAAGGUGAAAAGAAGCGACCAGAAUUUACAAAAGCUCACACCUAUGAGGGUCCGACGGAAUCAUCCACGGAUGCUAUUGCCAUAGAAGGCAAGAGGAAGGAAAAAACGGACCAUGCGUACUCCAGCACUGAGACCAUAAUCUAAACUGACUUCAGCAACUUUCAGUGUGCAUGUUUUUAGGCAGUGAGACCAAAGACACCUGUAAUGGAGAUGUAUGGGAUAGUUAUUAGCAUUCUUCAAGUAUGUGCACUAAAUUAGCCUAUCAUUUUGGUGUACUCUAUUAUCGUGCACUGUAAUAUGUCUUCAACAAUGGUAUGUUAGUUGCUCGCAGAGCAAAUAUGAUUGUUACAUAUGUGUUACCUUCACGUGUCAUGCUAGUAUUGAAACAUCUUUGUAAUGUGACUUCUGAGGAGGUUUCUUCCUGGGGCAUACAGAUUUUUUGUGCAUGAAGUUUCAAAAUUUGUUACACACUGAACAAAGCUUGUAAUGUACGGUGGAACUUCUUCAUUUUAAAUUCAUUUGCAGUCGCUAAAUAAUUAUAAUGCCAAUAUUUAUUCGAAGCAAGUUCGAAAUCUUGUCUUGAACAUUAUUGUGCUUUCCUAAACGAGCAGCACAAACACAAAUUAUUCCUGCCAUGUGAACAGAUACUCCUUUGGAUACACGUGUCAGUCUACACUUGUUCACAGCGGAAACUCUGCAUAACUUAGUGUCAGCAGCCAAAAGUACAAUUGUCCUUUGUUAUAUGUUAUGAUAUCAGUUUUCUAUCAUAACACUGUCUCUUUGUUAUUUCAUCACUUAGACAGGGGGCGUCUGACAAGGCCGUACGCCUAGCUGUUGCUCAAAAGAAGCUCAGCUUCCGUAAGCAUAGUAUUACUAAAAGUUGACUUUUUUUUUAUUAGCAUAAAGCCUCUACCAUGUUCAAAAGUUCUGCAGACAUUAUCUCUGAAAAGACUUAUGACUAUACGUUUCAGCGUAUGACUUGCAUGACUAGUGUCCCUUGAGUGCCAUUGUAACAUUGCUUUCAUUUUAAUCGCACUACAAACACUUUGUAUACAGGGUGUCCCAGAAAAUGUGUCAUUGAAUUUUAAUAAAAAAA